Molecule: messenger RNA, 3029 nt
Organism: [Torrubiella] hemipterigena
Lineage: Eukaryota; Fungi; Ascomycota; Sordariomycetes; Hypocreales; Clavicipitaceae
Source: the annotation of a GenBank genome assembly
AUGGCUGCCACUCACAUCUCGUCGCCACCUCUGCCCGGCGCCAAUGGCGCUGUAAAGCAGCCUCCUUCGACUCUAUACGCGAAUACAGACAGCGCUGUUCGGAUCAAGACACAAGAGGAUGACGAUGACGCCAACACUAACCGUCGGUCGAUAUCUAAACCACUACGCUUGGUGACAAGUCAGAGCACAAAAGACAAGGAACGAGACACCAAGAGCGCCUCCCGCUUAGAUCCUCUUAGCACGCAAAUCUACCUCCGCACAAAUAACCACCCCGAACCUACCAUCGCCCAAAGAUUUCGAAGCGCCGGCCGCCCAGAUAGUCCCAACCCAGAGAGCGUGGGCCGAAAAAGCCACGAUCUAGUCUCAUCAUUUACACUAGGCGACGCAAAGGAUAAAAAGAAGGGCUCCUCCUUCCUCUCCCGCGCCUUCCGCGGCAACUUUCGCAAGGAUGACGAUGCCGACUCUGGCUCAGAAAUGGACGAAUCCAGAACUGAGGGUAGCAGCGCCAAGGCUUUCACAUCCUCACUGAUGAGCGAUGGCGGCGGCUUCAUCCCCCAGUAUAAGGAACCCGCUCGCUAUAUCCGCGUCAAGACACAGCACAAGAAGCAUCGCACGCAUAACCACUUGUUCCUCGCCCAGGAGCUCACGACAGCGAAAGCGCCUCUAUCAAAGCGUGAUAGUGUGGCUACCGCCGUUGGAAGCAAGCUUAUGAAAGGCGGUGAUGCCAUCUGGGCUGCAGAAUUCAGCAAUGACGGACGUUACUUGGCUGUUGGUGGCAAGGACCAGAUUGUCCGCGUCUACGCCGUCAUAACGACACCCGAGGAACGACGUGCCUUUGAAGAGGCAGAAGAGACAGAUAGCGACCGCACAAAGGAUGAGCAGCUAAGCGCCCCCGUUUUCCAGACGACGCCUAUUCGUGAAUACACCGGACACACUGGCGAAGUCUUGGCAAUCAGCUGGAGCAAGAACAACUUUUUGCUUACAUCCUCGAUGGACAAGACCGUUCGACUCUGGCACUUGAGUAGGAAAGAGUGUAUUGGUGUCUUCAACCACGAUGAUCUCGUAACUUCGAUUGCCUUUCACCCUACCGAUGACCGCUUCUUCCUUGCUGGCUCCCUCGACUCGCAACUUCGUCUCUGGAGCAUCCCCGAUAAGUCUGUUGCCUUCUCUGCGCCCACAAACGUCUUCAUUACCGCAGUGGCCUUUUCCCCAGAUGGCAGAACUGCGAUUUGCGGCUUGUUGACCGGCCUUUGCCUUUUCUACGAAACGGACGGGCUCAAGAACCAAACCCAGAUUCAUGUUCGAUCUUCUAGGGGCAAGAACGCCAAGGGAAGCAAGAUCACCGGCAUUCGCACCAUUGUACCAUGUGGUGGCGACGCCGAUGAUGUCAAGGUACUUAUUAGCUCCAACGAUUCCCGUGUCCGCAUCUACAACCUCAAGACCAAGAUGCUCGAGGUCAAGUUCAAAGGUCUCGAGAACCAAUCUAGCCAGAUCCAUGCCCGCUUCAGCGACGACGGCCGCUUCAUUUCCUCUGGAAGCGAGGAUAGCAAAGCCUACAUUUGGAGCAUGGACAAUUUGGAUGCUGAGCUCAAGGACAAGCAGCCAUACGAGUACUUUGAGGCGAACCCCGAGGUUGUCACUACCACGCUCAUCGCACCAACCACCACCAAGAUGCUACUUAGCGCUUCUCAGGACCCCAUCUACGAUCUCUGCAACCCUCCUCCAGUAACUCUUCUUAGCUUGGGCGAAGCCGCUGCUAGCCAGAGCGCACUCUCCGAUGGUGGCAACACUGAGGGCGGUCAGAGCGUCCGCCGACAAGCUGAGAGCCCGGCAUAUAUUCAACGAUCGAAGCACAAGGAGGGCAACAUCAUCAUUACCACUGAUCGCACGGGUACCAUCAAGGUCUUCCGCCAAGAUUGCGCGUACGCUAAGCGCCACUCCAAUCUCUGGGAGACCAGCUCCAAGUUCUCUAGCAAGGCAGCAGGCAUUGGCCGCAGCGGCAGCAUAGUCACGAGAAACAGUGCCUCGUCACGCGUUAACUCUCGCCGAGGCUCCAUGAGCAUGGCCAACAGCCCUGCGACGGCUCAGGCAGACCUCAUCAACAACUGGAGACACGACGUAGAGGGUCGCCGCCGAAGCAACAGCGGCACCCCUUCUCGCAGUGAAAGAUCACUUUCGCCUUCCAAAGUACCGCGUUCUCCCUUGAAUCUGUCAGCAUCAAACUUGGCCUCCGAGGCUCGCAAGCAGCCCUACCUGGUCAACACUGGCGCCGGUCUCCCUAAGAGCGGAUCGGCACCUCUGCCUAGUGGCCGUCCAAAGCUACCACCCAUUCAGGGCAGUGUUGCCAAUAUCCAUCGACAGGACUCUCAACCACCUACGCCUAGCUUUAGCUUACUCAGCGUCUCGUCGUCAGAGGGCGGUGACGACAAGAGCCCCGGCGGAUUUUGGAACAUUGGCCGUUGGCGUGGUAUGUCUGGCCUUCGCAACGUCACGACAGUUUCGGCAACCAGCAACGGUAGCGGCAAAGGAAGCCAUUCGCGAAACCCAAGCGAGUCGCACCCAGACAAAGCACGCACUCGUCAGAGCAUGAUUGUUCCCGACUUCAAAAUGAUUUCGGCUACAGAUGAUGACCGCCGCAAGUCAACGGGUCCCAUGCUUGCUCCCAAGAAGGUCGUCGUGGAGGAUGACGACGAGGAUGAAGAACAACCCCAGCUGAGGGUUGGAAAAAGACGCCCAGUCUCGCCCAGCAAGCGCCGCACCGACUCUGGUCUCGGACAGCUGAGCGAUGAAUCUGACGCAAGCGACUAGAGGGAGGACGCAAGUCGAAUUCUAUGUAUAUGACAUUGGCGCAACUGGAUAGCGUGCAUUUGAGAUUCACAAUGACGCGCAGACGCAUAUCUUGCUUUCUCUUUUUUGUUCGGAAGCUUUUUUAUUUUUGGAUAUACCUAUUUCAUUUGGCGCAUGGAUUGUUUUGGGUUUUUUUGCAUAUCUCCUUUGGAAAAAGAAAAGGAUGGCGUGGACUUGAUUUA